Molecule: messenger RNA, 4684 nt
Organism: Hippocampus zosterae (dwarf seahorse)
Lineage: Eukaryota; Metazoa; Chordata; Actinopteri; Syngnathiformes; Syngnathidae
Gene: emsy
Product: EMSY transcriptional repressor, BRCA2 interacting
Exons: 20
Coding region: 154-3756 (1200 amino acids)
Biological process (GO): regulation of DNA-templated transcription
Cellular component (GO): nucleoplasm
Source: RefSeq, a predicted model, not a curated record
CUCGUUUUUCGGGCGCUUGUCGCUCCGGUUCACUCGAGCAAAACAUCGCUACGCAGAGGCUUGGAUAAAAUGUAACCUUCAACUAUGGCUGUUUGGAGUUGUGUAUUUUUUAACGCUGUCGAGGCCUUGUGUUUGUCCUGCUAACGAGAGCCAAUGAUUCAGCUGGAGAAACCGCUGCUGACUGGGACCAUGCCGGUGGUCUGGCCCACCAUCCUUGACCUGGGCAGGGAUGAGUGCAAAAGGAUACUGCGCAAACUGGAGCUGGAGGCGUACGCCGGCGUCAUCAGCGCCCUGCGAGCCCAGGGAGACCUCACUAAGGACAAGAAGGAUCUGCUGGGAGAGCUCACCAAAAUCCUUGGCAUCUCAACCGAGCGCCACCGCGCCGAAGUGCGCCGCGCCGUCAACGACGAGCGCCUUUGCACCGUCGCGUACCACAUGGCGGGUCAGAACAGCUCGUCCGAAUGGUCCAUCGAGGGCCGGCGGCUGGUGCCGCUGAUGCCCCGGCUGGUCCCGCAGACGGCCUUCACCGCCACUGCCAACGCGGUGGCCAGCGCCGCCGCCACUCACAACGCCUCCAUGCUGUUGCCGGCUGAGACGGGGAACAAGGAAGUGGUCGUGUGUUACUCCUACACGAGCACGACGGGCACCUCCAGCAGCUCCACGGCAACGAGCGGCGCGGCGGCAACGGCCACCAAGUCCCCGCGGCCACCCAGCCCCUCGUCCAGCGUGGUGGUGCUGCCCAGCGGAAGCACCGUCUACGUCAAAAGCGUGAGCUGCUCCGAUGAGGACGAGAAGCCGCGCAAGCGCCGGCGCACCAACUCGUCCGGCUCGUCGCCGGUGCUGCUGAAGGAGGCGGCCAAGGUGUCGUCGCCCGCCGCCAAGCACGUAGCGGCGGCGCCGGUGGUGAGCGGCAGCCCCAAGAUGAGCAACCUCAUGCAGAGCAUCGCCAACUCGCUGCCGCCGCACCUGUCGCCCGUCAAGAUCACCUUCACCAAGCCCACCAUUCAGACCACCAGCAGCAGCACGCAAAAGGUGAUCAUCGUGACCACGUCGCCCAGCUCCAACUUUGUGCCCAACAUCCUGUCCAAGUCGCACAACAACGCCGGCGUGUCCAAGUUGGCCUCCAGCUCCAUCCUGACCACGCCCACCCACAAGCAGACGGUGGUCUUCCCGGCGGCCACUUGCGGCCCCUCGGCCGCGCCGGCCGUCACCGCCGUGGUCUCCUCCUCGCCCUCGGCCGUCAUGUCCGCCGUGUCCUCGUGCGCCGCCUCGGCGGGCGUGAAAGUGGCCUCGGCCAGGCUGCCCUCCCCGAAGACCCUGGCGGGCUCCCCGGCGCAGAUCCUGGGCCAGUUCCCCAAGCAGCAGUCGCCCAAGCAACUGCAGGCGUCGUCCAUGGGGGCUUCCGGCGUGGGCCAGGCCGGCGCCGCCGCCUCGCCGGGCCCCAAGCCCACGAUUCAGAUCAAGCAAGAGUCUGGGGUGAAGAUCAUCACUCAGCAGGUGCAGCCCAGCAAAAUCCUGCCCAAGCCGUCGGCGGCGGCGGCUCUGUCCGGCGGCGGCGGCGCCGGAGGCAGCAGCUCCUCGCCCAUCAUGGUGGUCAGCAGCAACGGAGCCAUCAUGACCACCAAGCUGGUCACUCAGCCCACAGCCACCCAGGCCACCUACACGCGGCCCGCCGUGGCCCCCAACCUGGGCGCCCGCAUCUCGGCCUCGGCCGGCGCCGCCACCUACGUCAAGACCACGAGCGGCAGCAUCAUCACGGUGGUGCCCAAGUCCUUGGCCACGCUGGGCGGGAAGAUCAUCAGCAGCAACAUGGUGUCGGGCACCACCACAAAGAUCACCACCAUCCCCAUGUCGUCCAAACCCAACGUGAUCGUGGUGCAGAAGACCAGCGGCAAAGGGGCCACCAUCCAAGGGCUGCCCGGCAAGAACGUGGUCACCACCUUGUUGAACGCGGGGGGAGAGAAGAGCCUGCAGGCCGUCCCGGGGACCAAACCGGCCAUCAUCACCGCCGGCAGGCCCAUCACCAAGAUGAUCGUCACGCAGCCCAAAGGCCUGAGCGCCGGCGCCGCCUCCGCCGCCGCCACCAAGAUCAUCCCCACCAAGAUCGUCUACGGCCAGCAGGGCAAGACGCAGGUGCUCAUCAAGCCCAAGCCGGUGUACCAGACGGCCGUGGUGAGCGAACAGACCCGGCAGCUGGUCAGCGAGACCCUGCAGCAGGUCACCCGCUCGGUCGACGCGGCCCACGUUAGCGCUCAAGACGGCGGCGCGAAGGACGAGUGCGGCGCCCUCGCGGAAAGCUCGGCCGGGGAAGCGUCGCACGAGACGCAGGCGGUGCUGCACGUGCUGUCCUCCCGCGAGCAGGAGUGGACGGAGCAGGAGGUGUCGGUGGAGUCGGCCCCGACCAUCAUCUACCAGGAGGUGACCGCCGCCGAAUCCCAGUCCGCCGCGUCCACCAUUAAAGCUCUGCUGGAGCUGCAGCAGACCUCAGUGAAGGAGAAGGGCGAGUCCAAAGCCAGGCAGCACGCGCACAUCGACCUGAGCCAGAUGGCCGUGCCCAUCCAGCUGGCGCAGGAGAAGAGGAGCGGCCCGGAGUCGUCGCGGCCGCCCGGCGGCGAGCCCCAAGCGGGCGCCGCCCCGCCGCCCGCUAAAGUGAGCCGGACGACAACGGAGGAGCGUGCGGCCGCGUCCCCCGCCGCCCCCUACAAAAGCGUCGGCCAGGUCCCCGUGGCAAACAAGCCGGUCGACGCCACGCCCGUAACCGCGGUGACGCACGUCAGCCACAGGCCUUCCGAUGGUAAAAGCGAGUCCGCGUUGGAGGCGAGCGAGCUGGAAGGCGACACGCUGGACCCUCAGACAGGCUUGUUUUACCGCUCCAGCAACCAGACGGACGCCCCCAAGCAAGCCCCCCACGCCGCUCCUCAGCUCACGGCUGCCAGCCACCCAGAAGGCACCACUCCACCUCUUCCUCCUCUUCCUCCUCCUCCUCAUCCUCCCCAGCUGCAGAGUAAACCUCAGCUCAGCCAGGCUCCGCCCCCCUCCUCUCCCUCGCCCUCCUCUUCGUCCUCACCGGCCAAGAAGCUCCCCAAACUGAGAGAGCAGAGUCCGGCCAAGCCUCAGGGUGCCGCCCCCUCGCUCGUCACGCCGCAGCUGCCCAAACUACAGCAGGCGCCCACGUCGCACCACAGGCCGCUGCACGCGCCCAUGUCGCACCCGCCGCCGCUGCAGGCGCACCACCCCAUUGGCGCCGACAAGGCCGCGCCGGUACAGCAGCCAAUCAUCACGCAGAGCGCCACCGUCACCAAAAUCACCUUCGGCGGCAUCCACCAGCAGCAGGCCGGCCACGCGCCGCCCGUCCCGAGCGACGAUGCCGAGCUGGCGGGCCAGCCGGGCUCGGGGCCGGCGCUGGACGAGGAGGCGUCCGUGUCCGACAUCCUGAAGAUCUCCAUGAUGGAGGCCCAGAUCGACCCCGGCACCGAGCCCGUGCUGGUGGACUCGUCCGGCGAGCGGCCCUCCCAGGCGCAGGCCCUGGAGGCCAAGCGAGCGGCGGCCCAACACUUUGCCAAAGAGCGCCUGGAGGUGAUCCAGGUGAUCCCUCAGUACUCGAUCGUGCCGGACUCGAGCCAGUCCAACGUGGUGGUGGAGCCCAGCGGCUUCCUGGAGAUCACCAACUACACCAGCCAACAGCUGGAUGACGACGACGGCCCCGCCGAGCACGACGUGGACAGUGGUAACGACGCCGGCCCCCCCACGCCCUAGAACGGACCCCGCCCCGUCCAGCUUGAUGUACCCACUUUGUAACGGGGUACGUUGGACUUUUCUAGCCACUUUGAACUCUUCUCUCUCUCUCGCUCGCGCACGGAUUUUUAAUAGGAGUGACAAUGGAUCAAAAUAGUGUCGCAAAAGAAGGAAUUGAUGUACCGUUUUUUUUUGUAAGAUACAAUACCAAGAAGUCAUCUUAGUGUUUCAGUUUUUCCUUUUGUACCUUUUCAAAGUUGUCCACAGGAUUUGUGUACUCUCCAAAAUAAAGGAUCCCACUCGAAAACGUUUGUGUCACUGGUGAAGAGGAAAAAUUUGGGCGACGGGAGGUCAAGAACGCACAAAAAUGCGCUCAUUUUGCUGUAUUGAUGUCAAAGCCUGUUGUUCAUUGCAAACAUUUAUUAUCAUUUCUUCUUCUUACACGUUUAUGAUGCAAACCACACCGCCGCCGCCACCACCAGCCUUGCUUUUGGAAUGCAGUCGCCACCCGAUGCUGGAAUGAAGAGACACAAGGGAACUGGACAUGUGUGCUAAUAUCCCCCCCAUCACCCCAAAUGGCAUCUUCCUCUUACUUUUCUAACAAUCAUAACCAUAAUCUGAAAAAAAAAAAGUGGGGUGGGGGGGGGGUUACAACUGAAACGGAACAAGGCAUGCAUAAUGUAACGAACAUAAAGGAUACAACGUCCAUGUACCAUUUUGGUGUACAUUUCAUACAUUUGUAAUAUUGAGCUAUUGCGCUACUUUUUUUAAUAUCAAAAUAUAUAUUAAAGAAAAUCAAAUUGGGAUUUUUUUUUUCUCAGUGUGAGCAAGGCAAGGAGGGGGGGUGUUGGUCCUUUCCGUUUAUUGAUGCUGUCAUAAAAGUAAACAAAAACAUGAUUGAAUAGAAAUGCCGUGUAAAGAACAAAUGGACGCCGUUGUAUGGAAGGGG